Messenger RNA from Glossina fuscipes, 3964 nucleotides. It is a transcript of the gene MED24, whose product is annotated as mediator of RNA polymerase II transcription subunit 24. Gene Ontology annotation, cellular component: mediator complex. NCBI's taxonomy places the organism in Eukaryota, Metazoa, Arthropoda, Insecta, Diptera, Glossinidae. Gene Ontology annotation, molecular function: transcription coregulator activity. The coding region runs from base 186 to 3170 and encodes 994 amino acids. The record is from RefSeq and is a predicted model, not a curated record. The transcript is spliced from 14 exons.
AUCACGACAACACUGUCACGGAAUAAAAAUCACAAAAAAAAAUCCAGCUAAAAACAAGAACGCUACAUAACCGUGUUGACAUUUAUGGGAAAUUUGUGAAUUUUGAUCUGGAAGAAAUUUGUUUAUACUUAAUUAAACAAAUUCUCAAAUCCUUCCCUUUAAAAUAGAUUUAAAAGCAAGAAAAUAUGAAAGAAAACAAAAUAUUGAAAUUAAUACACAUAGCAUGGCGUGAACGUUGGUCGGACUCACAAUUUGGUAUUAACAUAAAAAAUGUAUUACCUCGGGGAGUUAGUGGUGAUGUUUAUAACUUGGCAGAUUCUAUAUUGCAACAAGCUUUAAUAGGCUCUACAGCCAAUCCCUUGGUUUUGAACUACUUAAAACAUUCAUUAUGUGCGCAUUUAGUUUCCCACGCAGCCGUCCUAAGACGAAUAGCUAAAUAUGAGCACUUUGAACGUUUGUAUUGCACAACAUCAUUACUUGAUUUUCUGGAUUCCGUUAUAGCAGGAGUAACGUGUCGCGCAAAGACUGAAGAGGCCAUUCUACCUGGAGCUCUAGUAUCUUUGAUCAACUGGCUAAUGCAAGUCUUUGCAAUGAUUACGGCACAUUAUGAGAUUCACCGCGAAUUAAAUUCAGAACAAUCAUAUAUGCUUGGUCAGUGCUGUUUAGUAAUUGAGAAAGUCAUCAAGAAUCAAUUCCUUAUGGCUAUAAUUUACGUGGGAUGUCAUGAAGACCCUGAUUAUUAUGGCCAGAUACGCGAAAGAUAUGCUGCCAUUAAAACUUCAUUGACAAACUCCAAUUUUAACCCGACUCAUCCGUCUAUCGAAGCAUAUCUACACCAAUUGGCUUACGUUGAUGUUCAUCACUUAGAUAUGCCUUUGUUGGAUAUUCAACCUAAACCAGAACCGGUUACUUAUUGUGUACAGCCUCUGUUAACAGUCGAUGUUCUCUUGAAUCCUUGCAACGAUACUUCAUAUUACGUAGCGAAAAUACAAAUGGUACAACGCUUGAAAAAAUUCUCCAAUACUCGUCUGUUCUACGAAAUUGUGCGAGCAGGCUUUGUAUCGUUAAGUAACGUUAUGGAAACUACACAUGAUACGAUGUGGGGCGCAUUUACAUUUUUUAAAGUGCCACAGAUCAUUAAGCAAUUGCAAGCUUUGAAUAGAGCUGUGGGAGAACAGACGCCUAAUGAUUAUAUACCUGAAGUGGUCGAGGCUAUUGAAUUAUUGCUCGAAGAUAAACUUUUACUGGAUUUUAUGGAUAGCAAAUGUUCCUGCAAUAUCAUUGAAUACCUCUUAAAUGAUUGGACCAAACAGCACUUGGUUAACGAUAUGCACGUUAAGCAUUUCGCUGCUCAACGGGAAGGUACUUCUGUACUUUUACAGAAACGUGACGCAAGUACACAGGCGCCAUCUAUCAUAAAUUUCAUAAUACGGGCUGAAGUUCCUCUUUCGGGGGUAUUAAAGACGUUAAGUACAGAUUAUAAUAAAGUUCAAGAAGCGUUACUAGGAGUCUUGUGCCAGGUGUUAGUAGGAAACAGUUUCGAUUUAAUUCUCUCAGUGGCUACCGUGGAGGGACGUCUAAAAACAUUUGUUUCACGCUUAAUACUAUGUAAUGAGAAUUCAAAACAAGUACCCGGUGAAAUGGGCAAAGCAUCAAUCAUACGUUCCACUUUAUUCGAUGUAUCAUUUCUUAUGUUAACUUUUAUAGUGCAAACCUAUGGUUCUGAUGCGGUCCUAUCAAACAAUGGAGAUAGUUUUUUUGAGAAAUGGGUUCGUGAGUGUAUGGUAGAACGUAACAAACCAAAAAACCCUCGCAAUAUGAUUGUUAUGUGUGAUGAAAAUAUGGUCGACGAAUUGUUACUGAAUUUAAGUAAACCAGAACCUCAACUUAAAAAUAUCAAUAUCACCUGGCAGGACGUAUGUUUGAAUUUGCCUGGUGUUCUAUAUCAAGUUUUGAUAGCAUGGGAGAAAGAGACACUAUCUUCAGCCGAUGUGAAAAAUAUUUUAGAUAAUAUCAAAAGGCGACUAUUCUCAUUUUCCGUAUGUGCUACAUCGUUUUUGUGUGCGUACAUGUGCUCAGUGAAAGAGAAUGAACUAUUGAAACCUUUAAAUAUGAUUCAACAAUUCCUGGCACCACCCAGUGCCGAAGAAAUGUCUUCACAGGAGAACAUCAAAGAACGAUUGGGUUUAUCGUUUCAAAUUAUACGCAAACUGCAACAUGAUGUACGACCUACGGUCAAUCCCAAGUCACGUAGUAUAACUUUAGUGCAAAAUUUAGUCUCACAAACGCCACUAAUGGAUCAAUUUCGAGACGUAUGGCGUACGGUUAACGAAAAUGGUUGGUUGCCGAUUCGAGCUGCUCAAAUAUUAGAAUCACUACUGCAUGCAGGCGGGGCUGCAUGGUUAACUACUCGUUUAUUGGAGGAAAUACUCAAGUGCAAAUAUAUUCACGAUAUGAUGAAAACUAUGGAUAUUGUGUUUGCAAUUCUACAUCUGGAUAUCGAACUCUCUACUGAAGCCUUAUUAACUCAAGUGGUGCCCGCGAUGAUACAAAAUCGUCAAGGAGAGGAUAUUGAUGAGCCGCAUUUACAUGUUCUGGCGCGCCUUUGCGUUUAUUGUAUUAUAUCGGCUGUGGAGACUCGUCAUUAUACAAAUUUUAGCUACCAAAAGAAACGCUCGCGAUCACAUGAUGGCGAUGACAUGGAUUUAAAUAAUACUGUUAAAAUGCGCAAAAUUAAUACAGAUAGUUCGGACAAUUCGUCUUCAAAUGACUUCUUGGGUGAUAGUAAUCUCUUUAAUACUCACGCCUCAACACAUUUAAGGAAUACACCCAACCAAUUGAAAGAAUCUUUGCAAAAUAGUAUUCAAUAUAUAUUCAAGAUAUUCCAGCAGUUUCUUCAAACUGAUAAACUCUCGUUAAAGGUUUAUUUUGUUUAUCAGUUUGUAUCGUUGUUGGUGGAAUGCGGUCAAGAACGCGUUCGCCUAGUAUUAAAUCUACUACCAACAAAUUUAAUUAAUAAUCUUUUGAAAGUAAUGCUUACAGAUCAAAUUAGCGUUGGUCUUAUAGCUCGACUUUACGAUUUACGUACAAGCUGUGGUCGCCAAGCUGCCGUUGCCGAUCUAACUUUAUGGCGCAAUCUUAAACUUAAAGAGCAAAGUAUACAUUUGUAAAACAAAAUAAAUAAUUGAAAACAAAACGAACGAACUUAUAUUCAGCUUAAAAAUAAUCUUUAAUAUUAUCCAAAUGUAUGAUGAUAUUUUUGAAAAAUCGACCCAUAACUCAAUUUGCAAUUUACAACCUUUGAAAAGAUUAGAGCAAAUGUAAAACCUCGGAAAUGUAAUUUAUCAACUUUGUAUUUUUAGUUCAUCAAAUGUGGGACAAUAAUUCACAAGUUCCGAUUUUCCAUUUACAUAAACGUUAUUAUUUUCAAUUCCGACUAACAGCAUCCUGAAUGGACUGUAAUUUUUCACACUUUUCAACAACUUUUUUUUACAAAUAUGCGACUGUCUGCAACUAAUUAGGCAACAAUCGGUACAAAUACUUGAAUUGCAUGUUUGCAAUGAAAUAAGUAUUAUUGGCCGCUUUUAGGCUUUUAUUCAGAUAACCGAAAUGUGUUCUUUUAAUAUAAGAUUAGAAAGGAAUUUUUGUGUUACUAUAUUGACGGCGUUUUCAUUUCCAUGACGAAAAUUCAAAAACGGUGACAGCACGUAAGCGACACACAAUCCCACUCUCACAAUGAAAUGGAAUUAUUUACACGCGGAAAUACCAAAAUCUGGUUAGAGAACCAUUGGAUGAUUUCAAAAGCUCGAAUCUGUCUCUAUGGCCUGCCUUAUAAGACGUUCACAAUUAGCAAAACACUUCAGUUGUUAAUUCUCUUGUUAAAUCAAAUUAUCUAAACUAUUGGAUUUGCGAUGCGUGAUGCGGGUUUAGCAAGAAUAAAUUAGUACAUUGCCAUUCCAGUGGG